AUGCAUUUCUCCAACUCUAUGCUGUUGAUGACGGCGCUGACCGCUGGGUCGGCUGUCGCUCGUCUUCACGGCCACGAGCGCCGUCACGCCCACCCCAGAGACGUCAACAUCGAAUCCAACCCCGUUGUGACUGCGGCCCCCGAGGUUGUCGAUGUCGAGAAGCGUGGUGAAGAGGUUUUCGCUACCAUCGACGGCAAGCUCGUCUCCUGGAUCAACGACUGGUUCGGUGAGCAGACCUCCGAGGCCUCCUCCGAGGCCGCUGAAGCCGCCGAGUCUACCGUUGCUCCCACCUCCACUGCCACUCCCACCGCCGAGGCCACCAGCGAGGCUGAGGCCAUCUCGACCGUCAGCCCCACCCCUGUUCCCUCCAGCUCCAGCUCCUCUGGUUCCAGCAACUGGGCCAGCUACCCCUCCAACGGCCAGUACUCCACCAGCGGAUUCGGUUCCUCCACUGCCAGCAAGCGCGUUGGCGCCCUCGACUGGGACUACAUCGGUAACGUCGGCAACCCCUGGGGUAGCAACAUGAUCCGUGUCGAAGAGGAUGCCGCCAGCGAGUACAAGCACGUUAUCCGCUUCGAGAACGACAACUCCAAGGCCUGGACCGUCGUCAUGUGGAACUCGUACGGCCCCAGCGGCGGUCUGAACGGUUUCUGGGCCCCCAACAGUGCUCUGAGCUUCACCGUCGAGCCUGGCCACAGCAUCUUCGUUGCCAUCGAUGAUGACUCCCAGGGUGGUUGGGGUGCCUCCGAGGGCGAAGGUCUCCCUACCAACUUCGUCGGCCAGUACGCCUCCACCUGGGGUGAGUUCGACAUGAGCAACUCCCAGAACGACGGCUUCUCCGGCUGGGAUGUCUCCUGCAUCAUCGCUGAGCUCGCCAACCUGGACAUUGCUGGUAUGCAGAUCUGCAACCACGAGGGUGGAAAGUGCUCCUCCAUCACCAACGGUGCCACCAGCGUUGUCAACGCCUACACCGCCGCCGACCAGGGCAAGCCCGACAAGGCCGUUUCCCAGGGCCCUGGCCCCGUCCGCCUCGUCGUCAACCUGGGCUGGUCCUCUUAA
This is a messenger RNA of Penicillium mononematosum, 1059 nucleotides long. RefSeq names its product allergen Asp F4 (gene aspf4). Gene Ontology annotation, cellular component: extracellular region. The transcript has a single exon. Gene Ontology annotation, molecular function: IgE binding. NCBI's taxonomy places the organism in Eukaryota, Fungi, Ascomycota, Eurotiomycetes, Eurotiales, Aspergillaceae. The coding region runs from base 1 to 1059 and encodes 352 amino acids. The record is from RefSeq and is a predicted model, not a curated record.